AUGACGGUCAACGACCAAGCCGCAUUCGACGCUUGGAAGCAACAUGGCAGCCCGUCCCGUCAGGACAUUGAGCUGGUAACCACGCAAAUGCUACGUGAUAGUCAUCCUGGCUACCAUAUCACGCGUACCAAACGCUCAUCUUGCGAUGUGAUGGGCUAUGCUGAUGCAGGGCAUGCGUCCAAGACGCUCCAAGACGCCGCGGGCUACGACGCCUUGCGCGAGUAUACAUCCAGCGGCACCAAAUGCUGCGAUCCGUGGCUCCUCCCAUUCUGCAAUCGUUUUACUCCCGAUGCAGGCGCGGGCAUUCUCAGGGACCAAAUCCGCUUCUGCCGCUGGGCCUACUCCUGGAAUGACUACGACUUCAUCAUCUACGAAAUUGGCUAUCUAGAUAGCUACGGGAACCUUGCAAAGCAGUUUUACAUUCUGGCCCCCGCCGAUGACAACGUCAAAGGCGUGCACCAUGGGCAGGUUGAUGCCUUGAUCCUUGCCGCAGGAGCCUGGACCAAGACGCUGCACCAAGAAAUCUACGUCUUUGACGAUGCGAGCUGGUCCAAGUCGGCCGAAAUGUUCAAGAGCGUGCAGGGGUUCUCGUGGGACGACGUGGUACAAGCUCCUUCUUUAAAGGUCAACCUGAUGAAGGACGUGCUGUCCUUCUUCGACAACCGCGAGCUGUACGCCUCGAUGCGAGUGCCGUGGAAGCGCGGCGUCAUCCUCCACGGCGUUCCGGGCAAUGGCAAGACUCUCAGCAUCAAGGCGCUUGUCAACUCGCUCGCGGCGCGACAACCGCCCAUUCCCUCCCUCAUUGUCAAGUCCUUUGACAGCAUUUGCAAUGGGUCAAAGUACGCCAUGAGAUCCAUGUUUUCCCACGCUCGCGCCAUGGCACCGUGUCUUCUCAUCUUUGAGGACCUGGACAGCCUAGUAGAGGACAAGACGCGGAGCUACUUCUUCAACGAGGUGGACGGGCUGCAGUCCAACGAAGGCAUCCUCAUGGUCGGGUCGACAAACCAUCUCGGCAACCUGGACGCUUCCAUCACCAAGCGGCCCAGCCGCUUUGACCGAAAAUUUCACUUCAAGCUGCCCGAGGAGCCGGAGCGGGUCGCCUACUGUCGACAGUGGGCGGGCAAAUAUGUUGAUAAAGCUGCCGUCGACUUCCCAGACGAGCUGUGCCAUGUUAUCGCCAAACUCACCGAGGGGUUCAGCUUUGCUUACCUCAAGGAACUCUUUAUCGCGUCGUUGCUUAUUCUUGCUCGCGGCGAUGAGGGAACUGGUAUUGAGACGAAUGGCCACAAGAACGGUACCGAUGUUGAUAGGGACUGCGUUAAAAGCCCCGCCGUUGUCGAAGUCGAGGCUGCUUUGACACAGGAGGAUGGGGCCGAUGUUGAGGAGCCUCGGACGAAAGACGAGCAGUCGGACAAGUCGACCCCGGAAAAGGCCAAGCGGGCCAUGCCAGAGGUGGAAAUUCCUGAGAGUCUGGCCGACAAUGAGUUGCUAAAGGUCAUCUUGCGGGAGGCAAGGCUGCUCUGGGACCAGAUGGACAACUCUGAGGACGGGGAUGAAGACAAGGGGACAGACACGGAAAAUAAGUGA
Molecule: messenger RNA, 1587 nt
Organism: Metarhizium acridum CQMa 102
Lineage: Eukaryota; Fungi; Ascomycota; Sordariomycetes; Hypocreales; Clavicipitaceae
Biological process (GO): autophagosome maturation; retrograde protein transport, ER to cytosol; mitotic spindle disassembly
Cellular component (GO): cytosol; VCP-NPL4-UFD1 AAA ATPase complex; nucleus
Molecular function (GO): ATP binding; ATP hydrolysis activity; polyubiquitin modification-dependent protein binding
Source: RefSeq, a predicted model, not a curated record